Messenger RNA from Stomoxys calcitrans (stable fly), 948 nucleotides. RefSeq names its product nucleolin. The record is from RefSeq and is a predicted model, not a curated record. NCBI's taxonomy places the organism in Eukaryota, Metazoa, Arthropoda, Insecta, Diptera, Muscidae. Bases 1 to 948 code for a protein of 315 amino acids. The transcript has a single exon.
AUGAGUUGUAAGCUCUCCUUGGCCAUUUUGGCAAUUGUGUGUCUGGUGGCCAGCAUUGAAGCGGCCUCAUUGCGGGUACCAGUGCACGCCUCUUCGGAUGCCACUGUGGUGCACAAAUUGGAUUACGAAGGUGUUCAGGAGAAUGUGAGAGGCUCGCGUCAAGCCUACGAAGAAGAUGGCUCCUCAGGGGAAGAUUCGGAUGAAGAUGAUGAGGAAGAUGAUGCCGAGCGGAUACAGAAGAAUAUAAUUCAACAGCAACAAGCCCAAGAGCAAGCGGUUAAUGACUCGCAAGAGGGCAGCGAAGAAGACUCCGAAGAGGAGGAUGACGACGAUGAAGAAGACGAUGAUGAUGAUGAACCUUCAUUCUUGGGUCGUCGCAGAAGACGUGAUAUAGCAGACGCUGUUGAAACUGAUGCAACCCCUGUAGAACCUGAAGCCAAUAAUGAGAUUUUGGAGAGUUCGAAACCUGCCGUUGUCCCAAGUGGAGAUAAUAAAGAAGAAGUUAUUGUAGAAAAUAUAGAGGGUAUCGAAGAAUCUGCUGCCUCUUCCCCAGGCACAUCUUCCCCCUCUAGCACAAAUGUAUUAAUUUUAAUUCGUGAUGCCAUUAAAAAGGUUACCACCGAAUUGCCUAACUCCGAACAGGUGGCUGCCAGUGCCCAACAAUACUUUCAACUCUUUGGACAUUUCUUACAACAAACGAUUGAACAAGUCAUUGGCGAUGAUGAUGAUGACGAUGAGGUAGAUGCUGUGGCUGCGGCAAUUAUUCCAGAAGCUCCAACAGUGACUGUGGAAGCUGAAAAAGAAAACCCAUCUGCCGAUGGGGAUAAGGAAAUGCCAGCCACUAGCGAAGACAAGGAUAAAUCUCCAAUGGAAGGCAAACCUGUUGGUGCUGAAAUUCCAGCACCAGAAGCUACAGUACAUGACGAAGUCAAUAAGGCCCAGGUUUGA